UCUUGUCUCAGCCACUUCUCUCUCAUCCCAUCUUAGAGGAGAAUCUCACGUGGCUCAGAAAGAGGACAGAGACGAGAGGGUAGUGACGGGAAAGUUCCAUGAGACUCUCAGAAGUCCCCGCCUGAAUAUCAAACCUGAAUAACCAGGAGAGAUGUGACCUCGGCAAACUCUCAGUCUCCUCUUGCCCACGCUGCAGGUUUUUCAGGUCCUUGCUUGAGCGUGCACUCACAGGCGUGCUAUCGGCAGCCUGCGUCAGCCAGCCUGGUAUUUAAGCAAGCUGGCAUCAGCAAACGCAGCUUCCCAACCCAGAGCUUGCCCUGCCUCCUCUACAUCCGAGGGCGGGGAGCUUGCACAGUCAUCUUUCCGGACACCAUCCCGGACCCGCAGCUGAAGUUGCCGUUCAGAGUCUCGGGGAACCCGGGAGGCUGGAGGGCGCAGCCGCUCGCCGCGCCGGGACCAUGUCGGCCGAGCCCGCGAGCGGCCCCACGCAGGACCAGCUGGAGAUCCUGGAGUACAACUUCAGCAAGGUGGACAAGCACCCGGACCCCACCACGCUGUGCCUGAUCGCCGCCGAGGCCGGCCUGUCGGAGGAGGAGACGCAGAAAUGGUUUAAGCAGCGGCUGGCCCAGUGGCGGCGCUCAGAAGGCCUGCCCUCAGAGUGCAGGUCCGUCACAGACUAAAGAGAUGGCGUACAGCUACAGCGUGGACCCAUGAGGACCAUCUCCUGUUCCUUCAGUUUAACCAAGCUGCUGUGGUUUUCCAGUGUAGAAUCGUUGUUCUGUUGUUAGCUGUCCUGCUAUUUAACACAACGUGAUAUUUUUUUAAUGUACAUAUAACCAGGAAAGAAAGUAACAAUAGGAAGCUAUGAGCAAUUUCUGUGUAAAGUGAUGUCUUGGCUGGAAGAGGGUUGUGGCUUGAAUUUCUCUUUUGGUCAUGAUGAAAGAAGGUCUAAAAAUCAUCUGAGUUUGCUUCUGACCAUCACCUCCCAGUAAACAAUUUAUUCUCAUGAUUCAUUUCUGAGCAAUCCAGGCCUUUGUUGGAAGGACAGUCUGAUGGAGAGGGGAGAGCAUUUCCUUAUGAAUCUCCUUCCCUAGGUCCUUUUCCUCUUUCAUGUAAUACAAUGAUGGUGAGUGAGAACACAGAUGGGUAUUUGAGUCAUUUCAAAUUUCAUAAAGCAGUUCUUUGGCUCAUAGCUGCAAAACUUGAAUAGAACCCAGUUAGGCUAGAUGACAGAAAUUCCAACUGGCAAAAAAGCAAGUAAACUAAGAAAAAAAAUCCACCAACAUCCUCAAACUUACCUUAUUUAAAUGCAAUUGGUUAAAUGUAUUCUGCUAAAUAAACUGAACUGAUUUUUGGCUCUCAGAUGAUAUUCUAAAUAAAACUUUAACUUUUUGUUGAAAAUGCA
This is a messenger RNA of Nycticebus coucang (slow loris), 1405 nucleotides long. RefSeq names its product HOP homeobox (gene HOPX). Gene Ontology annotation, biological process: cell differentiation; regulation of transcription by RNA polymerase II. Bases 459 to 680 code for a protein of 73 amino acids. NCBI's taxonomy places the organism in Eukaryota, Metazoa, Chordata, Mammalia, Primates, Lorisidae. Gene Ontology annotation, molecular function: DNA binding. Gene Ontology annotation, cellular component: nucleus. The transcript has 4 exons. The record is from RefSeq and is a predicted model, not a curated record.